Messenger RNA from Populus euphratica (Euphrates poplar), 525 nucleotides. RefSeq lists its product as uncharacterized. The transcript has a single exon. The record is from RefSeq and is a predicted model, not a curated record. The coding region runs from base 1 to 525 and encodes 174 amino acids. NCBI's taxonomy places the organism in Eukaryota, Viridiplantae, Streptophyta, Magnoliopsida, Malpighiales, Salicaceae.
AUGGGCUGUUGUUUGUCAUGCAAAUCCUCUACAGAAUUCAACAACAUUCGUGUAGUUCACCUGAAUGGUUAUGUUCAAGAAUUUCAAAAUCCCGUUUCAGUUAGCCAAGUGACUACGGGCCAAUCACCCUCAAAGAAUCUUGUCUUCACUGCUGCUCAGCUUCUUUCUACAGAGUCCAAACCAUUAAAGCCUGAUGCUCAGCUUGAAACAGGCCAACUCUACUUCUUGCUUCCGUACUCAAUAUUACAGCCUGAUGUUUCUCCUGUGGACUUUCUUGCUUUAGUGAAGAGGCUCUCUUCAAUAGCAAAAUCUAGCAAGUGUUGCCAGACUCAGGAUAAUUCUUCAGGAACUACUUCCUUGUCGGGCCAGAGUAAUCCAUUGUGUAGAUCAUCGGGUAGAAGGUCAUGGAAGCCGGUUUUGGAUACCAUCAGAGAGAAGUCUUUCAACCGGAGGACUGAAUCAGACCUACGGGAAAUGGAUUUCGAGACCCCAAAUAGUAGCUUGAGGUAUACUGUAUUCUUGUAG